AUGCACGGUGUAAUGUUUAUGAUUCUGGGGUGCUUCUUCACGGAAGAGCAGGGAGGCGAAGAAGUCUGGGACGAGGUGAUGACAAGGGCAGGGCUCGAAGAACAGGUGAAACAAAAAAAGGGGUUCCUACUGCGAAGUUAUUACGGAGAUGAGCUCUUUAUGGCUCUGGUGCAAGCGGGUGCUGAGCUCAAGGGAGUCACAGUGGAUGACAUUUUGGCACCCUUUGGCCAUUUCUUUGGAUCCUUCUUGAUCCAUAGAGGAGCUUCCAGUUCUUUGCUCCAAAUCCAAGGCACCACACUGCGCACGUGGUUAUCCAACCUUAAUGGAAUGCAUGAUCAUAUCCGCAUGAGUUACCCAGGCGGAAGUUCUCCAGAAAGCAAGUUCAUUGCUCCAGAAUUUUGGUGUGAAGACGGAGAUGAAACACCAGAGCAAGGGAGCAGCAUUCUCUUGCAUUAUUUCAGUCUACGGGGAGAAACACUGGUCAGUUGUGUACCGGGCAUUGUCGUGGAAGUAGCGGCUUGGCAGUUUGAUUUGGAAAUACAAAUGACCAAGCUGGAAAAGGAAGAAUCCAGUUUUACCACUUGGAAAAUCACAGCGGUCGAUCCAGCUCAGUGCUGGAAGCUUACCAGUACCAGCCAUAUUGCGGCCAUGGGGGCUGAUGGGAAGCCUACAAGGAAACAGGGUGUAGGAUUCGUCAGUAUUACUGGCCAGUCAAACGGGCAGGGAGAGAAAAAGAUCCAGUGUCCGUUUGCGCUGUUGCAAAAGACCUUGCGCCGGCAAUGUGGCUUGCAAUCAUCCCACAGAAAAGACCUCUAUGAAAAUCCUGCAUUGGAUGGCUCUGAAAAUGACAACGACAACAACAACGGGGAUGAGAGCAUUAGUGCCCCAACGAAAGCUGAUAAGGACAGUCUGCAAAUGACACUGGAACAAAUGCAAAGUAUCUUCCCCUUUCACUUGCUUGUGGAUAAAGAAUUCACCAUUCUAAGUGUUGGAGAUAGUUUACCAUCCCUCAUGAAAAAGCAGCAACUUGUGAACGACUUUGACACUCCUUUUGAGAUGUUGGGUCAGCACAUUGAAAUGUAUGUCAAGAUCACCAGACCUCAACUACCUAUCUGGGACUGGAAGGCAUUGAAAAAGUUUUCCGACCAGAAUUUCUUCCUGACGGCAAUCUCGGCGACCAGCCAACAACCAUUGGAGUUCAAGGGGUCCAUGUUCCCAGUCGGAGGUACCGCCGUCAUGUUUGCAUUAAACCCAUACAUUCGAAAUGUACAGGAAAUGCAAAGCUUUGGCCUUUUCAUGAACGAUCUACCUUUGCAUGGCUUUCAGCGUGACUCUGUCUUCCUUUCGGAAUACAUUACCCACGAAGCAGAUAGAGCGCAAUCGUUGGACAAGCUAAGUCGAAAGCUCGAAAUCGAACAGGAACUCUCCCAGACGCUCCUCUACAAUAUGCUUCCCGUCAGCGUCGCAGAUGAUCUGCGCAAGGGACACACUGUAGAACCCAAGGAAUUUGAGCACGUUACACUCUUCUUUAGCGAUAUCGUUGGGUUCACUUCGAUUUGUGACCAGGUGGACCCGUGGAGCGUCAUUGAUUUGUUGAAUCAGCUCUACAGCUGCAUGGACUAUCUGGCCGAGAAGUUCAAACUCUAUAAAGUUGAAACUAUCGGCGACGCCUACAUGUGCUGCUCGGGCCUCCCCUUCCCAGACGAAAAUCACGCCGAAAACAUUGCAAACUUUGCAGUGGCCGUAAUGGAGUGCGUCCAGCAUAUCAAAUCACCAGUCGAUUGCACCACACCCAUCAAUCUACGAAUCGGAAUUCACACGGGUAAUUGUACAGCCGGAGUGGUGGGCACACGCAGUCCGCACUACGCUCUGUUUGGAGACAUGAUCAACACCACAUCCCGCCACGAGUCGACGGGGCUUCCUGGAAAGAUCCAAUGCAGCAGCGAGCUCUUUGGACGUCUGGUACACGACUCUCCCCAUGACAAUCAGCAAUUCCAUUUGUCUCCAAGGGGUUUGGUGCAGAUGAAGGGCAAAGGCGAGCGUUUUACGUACUGGCUUGAAGAGGCGACCGACCACAACGAAUUUGCGAACCCCGUCGCUCUGCAAGCCCUUUUUAGGGAAGUGGGCAAAAUGCUGGAACAGGAGACUUGGAGGAAGAGGAAGUAUUUUGGAAGAAGUGUAUCAGAUACUGCGUCCACAGUGAACGGGCUGUCCACAUCUCCUUUGACAGAAGAGGAGGAGGAAAAGAAGGAAGGCAGCACCAAUCUCCAGGCCGAUAUUGGUGACAGCCUCGAAGAUACUCCUCCCCUCGAGUCCGAAAAGUGCAGGGCGACCUUGACAGACCUCUGGUAUAAGCAUCAUAUUGAGAGAGCAGAGUUGGUGGCAAAGGUCUACGAGACGCUUCUCCCCAUUCUACAACUUUGCAUGCUUGACAACUCCAACAGCAAGCCUUCCAUGCAAGAGGCCGUCCUGGCCGAACAACUCUUUGGUUUCAUUGAUCUAAUAUCCAAGUCAUUUCGCCGUCCGAGCAAUCCAUACCACUGCUUUCGCCGUGCUGCUCAUGUGGUUGCAUGGAGCAAUCGUCUUUUUUCGGAAAUCCAGGAUGGAGACGCUGGGGUCUCCGGCAAGGUGGACCCUGGGCCGUGGUAUCGGCUGGCCUUGACAUUGGCAGCUUUGCUACGCGACUGCAAACAUGAUGGUGUGACGGAUCAACAACUGCAAACUGAGAAGAGCGCGGUUCAUGAGAUGUACGGCGGCAAGAAAUGCCAAGCCAAGUAUUCGUUGACCCAUGGAUUGGAUAUUCUAGAAGAAGACUUCCCGGAUUUACACAAGGAACUCCGAUGGGGCUAUCCCAGUUUCUUUUCUAUCCUUCGGAAGGCUGCCUUGGUUACAAAUCCAAAGCAAGAAUUUGAGCUGGCCAUAAAGUUCCCGGUUGAAACUGAACGAGAUUUAGCCGAAAGGACAGAGUCAACGUUGUCCCUGGUCCUGAAGCUUGCUGAUUAUGGCUACUUUGCCCUGGAAUUCGAGCAAUUCAAUGACUGGAUGGAAGCCUUGUUUGCUGAACGCAGAGUUGCAAACAUCAAGAAACGAGGAGUUGACCCUUCGCCUACUUGGCACGAAGAUCGACACAAUCUGUUCAAGGAUGAAGUGCUUCCACUUGUUGCCCUUUACGAGGAGACAUUUCCGGACUCGUGUGCUCUUCGGGAUGGAGUGCUGGCAAAUCGAGCAGCACUCAACAAGAAAUGCCACGAGUCAAAGGGGCUAUUUCCUCGUCGAGGUGGCAAGUGCCCAAAGAGUAGCUAG
Seminavis robusta is the source of this 3303-nucleotide messenger RNA. The record is from the annotation of a GenBank genome assembly. Lineage: Eukaryota; Bacillariophyta; Bacillariophyceae; Naviculales; Naviculaceae.